AUGCUCGAAAAAGCCCCAGACACCCAGGUCUCCGCAAUGGCUAACGAUGAUACUGGAGCAACGCCUACGCCGAGCCAAGAAUCCGCCUCCGCCGUAGCUGCCGGUGUUGCCAAAAUUCAAGGUAUCACGCGAGCAUGGAACAAGGGGCGCUACAUUUUCUUCUGGGCGUGCAUGAUGCUCAUUGCCAUCUGUGUCAGUCUCGAUUAUCAGACCGUCAGCGCCUACCAGCCCUAUGCUCUGUCCGAGUUCAAGUCACAUUCGCUGCUAUCGGCCGUUAGCACGCUGCAAAUCAUCUUAUCUGCAUCAUCGCAGCCCAUCAUGUCGAAAGUAGCCGAUGCUCAAGGCCGUACCGAAGCCUUUGGAGCAUGUCUUGCACUCAUGGUUCUCGGAUUCGUCAUUAAUGCGACAUCUCAAAGCGUCGAGCAAAUGUCGGCCGGUCAAAUCUUGUACGGGUUCGGCCUGACUGGCCUUCAGUUUAUCCAACAGAUCCUUUCCGCCGAUACUACAUCUUUAGAGGAUCGUUCAAUCUACAGCUCGGCACUCUACUCCCCUGGUAUCUUUACAUCUUGGUUUGGAGCACCUCUAGUCAACACGUUAGUGCCAAAUCAUUGGCGAUGGGGCUACGGAAUGUGGGCCAUUACCUUCCCAGCUGUUGCCAGCCCGCUUAUUGGUCUUCUUGUCUGGUCACAAGUCCAAACUAACUCCGUCAAGCGCAACACGACGAAGAAAACACUUGCUACUAUGGCCUCUGAGGCUGACAUCUUCGGCCUCUUCUUAUUUCUUGUUGGAUUGAUUUUUCUCUUAUUCCCUCUAACAAUCAACGCUCGCUUUAAGGGCGAGUGGUCAUCUCCCCAAACGAUUGCCAUGAUGAUCAUUGGAGGUGUUUCAUUUAUCGGCUUCAUUGCUUACGAGCUGCGUGUUGCUACAUACCCUAUUCUAAGUCUACACUUGGCAAAGAGUAGAACCGUGGCCGCGGGUUGCCUGGCUGAGGCACUCUUCUUCUGUAGUGGAACUUGCUGGAGUGUAUACUUUUACUCGUUUCUAAUUGUGGCCAACAACUUGUCACCGGCGGCGGCUACCAACAUCGUUAUAUCUGGGAGCGUUUCUACUGCAGUAUGUGGUAUGGCAGUAGCCUUCCUGUUGAAAAAGACUGGUCGCCCAAAGUGGAUAGUCAUUGCUGGCACUUCGAUCAAGUUAAUCGGAGGUGGUUUGAUCAUGCGAUAUGCCAACUCGGAUGCUACAGUGGCUCAGAUAUUGAUUGCACAGAUAGUGCAAGGAGGAAGUUCAGGACUGAUAUCCGUGAUUGUGCAGACAACAGUACAGGCUGUUGGCAAGCAUCAAGAUGUUGCCAAUGUUACAACUCUGUAUGAAACUCUCCGUGUCAUUGGUUCAGCAACAGGGAGCGCCAUUUCCGGUGCCAUAUGGACACAUAUGCUGUUGAGUCGCCUGCAAACGCACUUACCUGCCGCAGCGCAAGGCCGUGCCACCGCUAUACAGAAUUCCUUUGUCAUGGCCAGCUCUUUUCCAGUUGGAAGCCCUGAGCGAGACGCUAUAAAUCAGAGCUACACUGACGUCAUGCGUGUUCUUCUUACUAUCACCCUAGGCUUCAUGGCUGCCUCAUUCUUGGCAUCUCUCUUCAUUGAAGACAUCGACCUGAAGGCGGUAGACCGAGAGCGGAAUGAGACUAUUCGGGCGACGAGCGAAAUGUCACCGAGGGAGGAUAUCAGUCACACAGGCGACAUCCCAGACGCGGCAAAGUAA
Molecule: messenger RNA, 1761 nt
Organism: [Torrubiella] hemipterigena
Lineage: Eukaryota; Fungi; Ascomycota; Sordariomycetes; Hypocreales; Clavicipitaceae
Source: the annotation of a GenBank genome assembly